AUGCGUGGGAGGACUGAGAGGACAAAAGGCUCGGAAUUGUCUAUGUUUGCACGUACCACGGUGUGUAAUGUGUUUUUCAUUACUAAACUUUGGUAUGUGUUGAGUGUUUCGCACUGCUCACGCAUUAACAUACAAAAGCUCCACAGGAUUCUGGCUGUUUUUGUUUUGGGAUCGAUUUGGGAGAGGACGAGCCGCACCAACUUGUUCCGACGUGUACGUGAUGGAGGUCUUGGCCUGUCGCACUUAUUCCUGAGGCAAAUAGUGAACCGGUUCUGCUUCCUUAGGGAUGUGAAGGACCCUUUUUUGCGCACUGUAUUACAGCUCAGACUUUGCAAACUUGUGCCGGACUUUGUGGUAUCCACCGAAUGUAUUGAAGGCGGGGUUGUCGGUUUUUUGAAGGAGGUUGUGAUGGCUUAUAAGUUCUUGCGUGCUCGAUUCUCAUGCGAAUAUCUGGCGGGAGUGAAACGAAGGAAGCUAUACAAAGAUCUUGUGGAUAUACUACUCCCCGUGCCUUUGUAUCGCACAAUAUAUAGUGCCAAGUCUGGAAGUGAUGUCCUGAAGCGUGUCAAACAUAUGUAUGUAGCUCCAGGAGCCAAACCCUUUUUCUUCAGAUUGCACACCGGGACACUAGAGGUCAAAACAUGGCUACAGGAAAAAGAAAUGUAUGUACCAUGGGGAGUGCACUGUUUCUUAUGUAGAAAGCCCGAAACCAUUGAGCACGUCAUCUUAGAAUGCUGGGAAGGCGUGUUCUUCUGGGAUAUAUUACAAAGAACGCUAAAGAAAGACCUCCCUUUAGACCCACAAGGAAUUCGUUACCUAACUGUGGACAACGAAGAAGGUGUCCCGUUUGAUGCUGUUAUGCUACUGGGUUUGCACUGCAUAUGGAAGGCCUGCAUGGCCGCACGACAUGUAGAUAUAGAUGCAAGAUCGGCACAAGAGUACUUCCGCGAUGCAGUAGGCAGGUUCCUGGGAGCACAUAAAUCUUUAGAUCCAAUACCUGAAUGGGUAUCGAGGAUCGAGCCACUCAUGAACAUGAGACGAUUUUAGCCAUCACACGCCAGCCAAAGUUUGGUUGCUCCUUUUACCCAUGCCCAUUUAUGUAUCUAUGUCUUAUGUGCCUUGCAUUAUUACUUUUGAUCCCUGACUGUAUUUGUGUUUCUAUGUGUACGUCUAAGCAGGCAAUAAAGAAAAAAAAGGGG
Molecule: messenger RNA, 1199 nt
Organism: Rhipicephalus microplus (southern cattle tick)
Lineage: Eukaryota; Metazoa; Arthropoda; Arachnida; Ixodida; Ixodidae
Source: RefSeq, a predicted model, not a curated record